Capsicum annuum is the source of this 1053-nucleotide messenger RNA. RefSeq lists its product as uncharacterized. NCBI's taxonomy places the organism in Eukaryota, Viridiplantae, Streptophyta, Magnoliopsida, Solanales, Solanaceae. The record is from RefSeq and is a predicted model, not a curated record. Bases 67 to 312 code for a protein of 81 amino acids. The transcript is spliced from 3 exons.
AAUAUCUACCGACAGUCUUUUAACUUCACACAUGCACAUAGAACAAAAAAAACAGUGUGCAGAAAAAUGGAGAGCAAGAAAGUGAUGACAGUGGCAGCCAUGGCUAUGGUGCUCAUCAUCCUUUUAUCAGCCAACAUGGACACCGCCGGCGUUGCUGCUCAGGGUCUCAAUUGCUAUGACAAUUGUAACACUGGCUGUGCUGGUCUCUCAUCGGAGGAGUACCUACGUUGUGAUAAGGAAUGCCGCGAAAGGUGCAAAGACGAAGGUUCAAUGGAGAAUUGGGGAAAAAGAAGAGAAAAAAAAAGAGAGUAAUGACUGUUAACGGAGAAUUGGGGAAGAAGAAAUGAAGAUUGAUUAAUGGAGAAUUGAGGAAGAAGAUAUGCAGAUUGAUUAAUGGAGAAUUGAAGGAAAAAAAAAUAAAAUUGAUUAAUUGAUAAAUAAAAUUAAAAGAAGAAUUUUAUUAAAAAAUAUUUUAAAAAAUGAAAUUAAACGUAUUUACACGUGGCAGCACCUGAAUGGCGCGUGCAUUGCACUCCCUUUGAUGUGACUGAAAUUCAGUGAAAAAUGAUAUAUUUGCAAAGGAAUAAAGAAGAAUCGUGGGGUAAUAGAUCGAAUUCAAAGUUUAAGUGUCUUUUUGAAAAUUUCGAUCAAUAUUAGGGGGUAAUUAUGUAUUUACUUGUUAUAAAAACAUGUUACGUGUAUAUGUACUAUAUAUUUUCUAAAUUAGAUCAUCCAAAGAUAACGAAUUGUAAUUAUCCUUUUUUUUAAUGGUGCAUCUAAAUUCGAAAUUUAACUUUACACUCUUCAUUGGCAACAAUAUUGAUGGAAACCUGGCGAUUUGAAAGUGCUAAAAGAUACAAGCAAGCUAUUGAGGCUAUUAUUGUAUAUAGGGAGUUCCACAAUAAUAAUUUCUUCAUAGUUUGGCAAAAUAAAUGUUGCUUGUAUCGUGUAUGUUUGAUUACUACAAUGACUUGUUGUAAUCGAUGCAUUUUAUGAUGAUGAAACUAUGUACUAUUAUUUGAAAUUAUAAUUACCAGUUCGACAUUGCUAGUA